GAGCAACGGUCGUCUCUUUCAUCAUAUGGAGAAAUCAACGCCCUUUCAAAAGGAACUUUCUUUUCUUUCUCUCUUUCUCUUCUCUCUCUCUCUGUCUCUCUAAGAUUUAAAAGAAUUGAAUCCCUUUUUCCCCUCUCUUUUUCAGUGUAUUUGAUUACCACUUCUCUUUUCAUUUCAACUCUUACCCUUUAUCAAUGGAACUUGAUGAGUGGCAAGAUCCACUUCUUAUUACAGACGUUUCUUCCCAACAACAAGAAGAGCAACAACUAUUACUAAUUAACUCUCACAAAUACUACCCGUUUUCGUCAUUGGAUGUUUCAAAAAAUACACUGAUGGGACUGGAAGAUUCUACUAGCUGUACCCCCAUCAAGAUUGAAGAAAGGAGUAAUGCUGAAAUUUUCAAGGACCCAGUUGCAGAAAGUGUAAUUAGUGAUGGGAAAUUCAUAAAAGUAACAUUGAUGGAAGAUUCUAAUUACUGUACUCCAAUCAAGAUUGAAGAAGGGAGUAAUGCUGAAAAUUUCAAGGAUCCAGUUGCAGAAAGUGUAAUUAAUGGUAGAGACAUGUUGGGAUUUUCAUUAACAUCUCCUGAUUUAGUGAUCUGUACUGGAUCACCGGAUAUUCCACGACGAAGCUAUGGAGAUUCACCCGAAUUUCUGAAGGGUUGCUCCAUUUCUCUAGAAAAUGGAAUUAAGGGAUCUGAGCAGCCCCCAGUUAUUACAAAGGAUGAAGAUUUGUGCCAGCAUUUUGAGCUUCCUUCUCUUUCAGUGCCUAUAGUUAGCAUCGGUUCUGAGAGUGGCAUUCAAUUCUCAGACGAUAAAUAUUCUCCGGAAAACAACGCACCGGAGGUAGAUCAGAGGCUUCAAUUAACAAAAGUGAGUCGGGAAAAGGAACUGAAAGAAGCAAAGAGGCCAGUGGAGGAACUUAAAAGGGAGAAUGAACAAAAAUGCAAAGAAUGUGCUGAAGCUUGGAAGUCCUUAAAGGAGCUUCAGAAUGAGCUCAUGCGCAAGUCAAUGCACGUUGGAUCACUCGCUUUUGCAAUUGAGGGCCAAGUGAAAGAAAAGAGCAGAUGGUUUUCAUCCUUGCGAGAUCUUACGAGGAAAUUGAAGAUUCUGAAAAUGAAUCAAAUUAAAGUAUCUGAAGAAGCUUUAUUAUAUAAGCAGCAAUUACUAGCAGAUUUUGCAGACAUGAGCUCUACCAUUCAGUCCAAAUUAAAGGAACAAGUUGAAUUGCAUGAAGAUCUCAAGAUCAAGUUCGUCAAGGGUGCUAAGGAACAGAAAGAACUUUAUAACAAGGUUUUGGAUUUAAAAGGGAACAUUAGGGUCUUUUGCCGGUGCAGGCCUUUGAAUGCCGAAGAGACAGCUGCAGGAGCUUCAAUGGCGAUUGACUUUGAAGCUGCAAAGGAUGGGGAACUCACUGUGAAGUCUAACGGCAUGUCUAAAAAGACCUACAAGUUUGAUGCCAUUUUUAGCCCCCAAGCCGACCAAGCUGAAGUUUUUGAGGACACUGCUCCCCUGGCAACCUCAGUUCUAGAUGGGUACAAUGCCUGCAUAUUUGCCUAUGGCCAGACUGGUACUGGCAAGACAUUUACGAUGGAGGGCACAGAAGAAGCUCGAGGGGUCAAUUACCGGACUCUUGAGGAGCUAUUUCGCAUUAUUGACGAGCGAAAGAACACAGUUCAUUACGAAAUAUCAGUAAGCGUCUUGGAAGUAUACAAUGAGCAGAUCCGAGAUUUGCUAGUUUCAGGAUCUCAACAAGGCGUGAAAAGGCUUGAAAUAAAGCAAGUUGGAGAAGGAAUGCAUCAUGUCCCCGGACUAGUUGAGGCCCACGUGAAUAAUAUGACUGAGGUUUGGGAAGCCUUACAAACUGGUAGCAAUGCGAGGGCAGUUGGAUCAACCAAUGCAAAUGAGCACAGCAGCCGAUCACAUUGUAUACUUUGUGUAAUGGUAAAGGGAGAGAAUUUGCUAAAUGGGGAAUGCACAAGAAGCAAACUUUGGCUAAUUGAUCUAGCUGGAAGUGAGAGGAUAGCAAAGACAGAAGUACAGGGUGAAAGGCUAAAAGAAACCCAAAAUAUAAACAGAUCUCUAUCUGCCCUUGGAGAUGUGAUAUCUUCACUUGCAACAAAGAGCUCGCAUAUUCCAUUCCGGAACUCGAAGCUUACUCAUUUGCUCCAAGACUCACUAGGAGGGGAUUCAAAGACGUUGAUGUUUGUUCAGAUCAGUCCAAAUGAGAAUGACUUGAGUGAGACUCUUUGCUCAUUAAAUUUUGCAAGUCGAGUUCGAGGUAUAGAGCUAGGUCCAGCAAAGAAGCAAGUGGAUAGUAUGGAGCUCCUGAAAUACAAACAGAUGGUUGAAAAGGGCAAACAAGAUAUGAAAAACAAAGAUUUUCAGAUGAAAAAGAUGGAGGAUACAAUUCAUGGUUUGGAUGCUAAGUUGAAAGAAAAGGAUAUGAAAAACAAAAACCUUCAGGACAAGAUUAAAGAACUAGAAUCACAGCUGCUUGUAGAGAGAAAACUUGCUCGACAACACGUGAACUCUAAAAUUGCUGAACAAUUUCAGCAACAGCUUAUUGGACAACAGAAUGAGGAGCAAGAAGCUGCACCGACGAGGCCACCAUUUGCCAACAAAAUUUCUGCUCAAAAGACUUGUGAUGAAAAUAAGUAUCCACCACUUAAUACUACUCGACCGCUUACUGAGAACAAUUUCCACAAACUCUCUAUGGCUUCUGCUACUGUGGAUUGUCCGUUUAAGCAGAAUAACCUGUCAGAAAAAGAAAACAAGGAAAACAAUCCAGAUAUUGAUGAAAAAUUAGUUGUUCCGAAGAGGACUGGGCGAGCUUCUAUGUGCCCGAUUGCAAACAGGAUUUUGCCUAAACCUGCUCCACGCCGUAACUCUCUGGUUCCACUGCGCUAUGUAGCACCUGUAACCAAGUUUACUCCUUCACUUUUACCAUUGAGAUCAAUACAAGCGGAGGAGACGGAAGAUGCUGAGGGGGUCGAUUCAAAUUGCUUACCUGAACCAACACCACAGUGUAGUCCUAAAGAGCUUAAGAGUGUGAGCAAGAAGCUCAACAGUGUCUUGAGACGAAGCCUUCAGAAGAAAAUGCAGUUCAAGUCUCCACUGCAGCAGUACAUAAGAAGAGUUGGCGUGAAUGUGGGCGCGGAGAAAGUUAGGGUCUCCAUUGGUAGCAGAGGAAGGAUGGCUCACAGGAUGUUGCUUGGUAAUGCGAUAAGAGUUCCAAAAGAAAAUCAGCAGAAGCAAAGAUGGAAUACUGGAACAGUUGCAAGAGCAGUUCUAUGAUUCUGUUUCUUUACUUCCUUUCUUCUUGGUUUCUGGUCAGAACAAGGGCUAUGCUUCUUCCUUGCACACGCAGCAACACGUAGCGAAAACAAAACAAAAAAAAAAUAUAAGAAAGAAAUGGCUUUUGAUUCAUUGGAUGAUGCUUAUCAUCUGCUGAAAGUAUUUUGGAAUUGUUUCAUUGGUGUAAAUGCUUAAAAGAUUGGUGUAAAUGCUUGAAAGAUUUCUUAUGCAUGGAUCAUUUGGACAAGGCAUGAUUUUUCAUUAAUGCAUGCAACUCACAUUGCUAACA
This is a messenger RNA of Nicotiana attenuata, 3585 nucleotides long. RefSeq names its product kinesin-like protein KIN-14Q. The record is from RefSeq and is a predicted model, not a curated record. Gene Ontology annotation, biological process: microtubule-based movement. The transcript is spliced from 18 exons. NCBI's taxonomy places the organism in Eukaryota, Viridiplantae, Streptophyta, Magnoliopsida, Solanales, Solanaceae. Gene Ontology annotation, molecular function: ATP binding; microtubule motor activity; microtubule binding. Bases 195 to 3296 code for a protein of 1033 amino acids.